CCGCAGCCUGGGCUGCACGGAGGACGGACGAGGCUCGUCUGGUGAGAGCUGGGGUUUGUCGCUGGUCCUCCGCCUUGCUACGGAUAACACAGGCGCUGAGAGAACUGAGCCUGGCCCUCUUCUCCACCACCCGGUCAGAUUGACAGCACGCACGGGAAGAUCACAGCGGUCCGGAGGAAGCGUGAGAAGCUGACCGAGGCAGGCGAAGAUGCCGCGCUGAGCAUCCCGCUGGCCUCCGGACACAGCGUGACCUUUGACCUCAGGGCCGACCUGGAGACCGUUAAGCAGGAGCAGGAGGAGAAGCAGACAGAGAAAGAGGAGGUGGCUGACCGGUGUAAGGACGCGGAGGCCACGUCGGGCACGGAGGACGGGAAGAAGCUGUUUGAUGCCUCCGGAGACUGAAAAAAGUUGAGAGGAGGGAGACACGCAGAUCUGCAGCCAUGUCUGAGGCACCAAACUGCUGAAGAAGGCCAUGUCUAUGCUGGAGACUGAUAAAGAAGAGAGGAAAGUGGAGAGAGAGAGAACGCUGGCUGAAAGAGUCCCGCCUCUCCAAAUGUCCGGCUUGUCUCUGCAGGAUCUACAGAAUAUCUGCAAAGAGCUACACCAGAAAAUUGACUGUGUUGAUGAGGAGCGGUACGACAUUGCCCUGAAAGUGUCCAAAAACGAGCGGGAGAUUCAGGACCUUUCUCAGAAGAUCUUUGAGCUGAAGGGCAAGAUGAAGAGACCAAACCUGAGAAGGGUGAGGGUGUCGGCGGAUGCCAUGCUGGGCGCUCUGCUGGGCUCCAAGGUCAAAGAGUCUGUGGAUUUCAAGGCCAACCUCAAGACGGUGAAGAAAGAGGAGGAGAAGAAAGAGGAAGUGACUGACUGGCGUAAGAACGUGGACGCCAUGUCCGGUAUGGAGGGCAGGAAGAAGCUGUUUGAUGCCGGACAGUAGAUCCCUGAGGAAUGUCUCUGUGCAGAUGUUCCCUGCUCGAGUUUGGUCGGAACAGUUCAGGGAUAUGACUGUUGGUCACUUGUUUCUGUUUGAUGACAGUCGAGACAUAAAACAGU
This is a messenger RNA of Lampris incognitus (smalleye Pacific opah), 1050 nucleotides long. Its product is annotated as troponin I, slow skeletal muscle-like. The record is from RefSeq and is a predicted model, not a curated record. NCBI's taxonomy places the organism in Eukaryota, Metazoa, Chordata, Actinopteri, Lampriformes, Lampridae. The coding region runs from base 473 to 934 and encodes 153 amino acids. The transcript is spliced from 8 exons. Gene Ontology annotation, biological process: muscle contraction. Gene Ontology annotation, cellular component: troponin complex.